Molecule: messenger RNA, 2535 nt
Organism: Pteropus alecto (black flying fox)
Lineage: Eukaryota; Metazoa; Chordata; Mammalia; Chiroptera; Pteropodidae
Gene: ETV4
Product: ETS variant 4
Exons: 14
Coding region: 319-1887 (522 amino acids)
Biological process (GO): regulation of transcription by RNA polymerase II; cell differentiation
Cellular component (GO): nucleus
Molecular function (GO): DNA-binding transcription factor activity, RNA polymerase II-specific; sequence-specific DNA binding
Source: RefSeq, a predicted model, not a curated record
ACCGGGUGGAGGAGUGGUGGGGGGGAGAGAGAGCGGAGGCCGAGGGGAAGGAAAUGCACCAAUCAGAGGCUCCCCCGGGCUCACAACUGUCGGCGGCGCCAGGAAAACAAGCUGGUGCGCUGGGGACCCGGGGCCGGGGCCGCCUCGCUCCGGCCUAGCCCCGUGGCCCUUACUGCAGCCCCGGGGCAUGCUCGGGACACCUCGCGGCUCGAGCACUGAAGCCCCGGCCUCAGGACGGUGUGCGAACGCAGACCCCCGCCCUCCUAGGUCUCUGCCCCCGCGCGAGGCCCGGGCGGUGCGGCCGGAGGGAGCGGCCGGAUGGAGCGGAGGAUGAAAGGCGGAUACUUGGACCAGCAAGUGCCCUACACCUUCUGCAGCAAAUCGCCCGGAAAUGGGAGCUUGCGCGAAGCGCUGAUUGUCCCGCAGGGGAAGCUCAUGGACCCCGGCUCCCUGCCGACCCCCGACUCCGAAGAUCUCUUCCAGGAUCUAAGUCAUUUCCAGGAGACGUGGCUCGCUGAAGCUCAGGUACCAGAUAGUGAUGAGCAGUUUGUUCCUGAUUUCCAUUCAGAAAAUUUAGCUUUCCACAGCCCCACCACCAGGAUCAAGAAGGAACCCCAGAGUCCCCGCACAGACCCGGCCCUGUCCUGCAGCAGGAAGCCACCACUCCCCUACCACCAUGGCGAGCAGUGCCUUUAUUCCAGUGCCUAUGACCCCCCUAGACAAAUCACCAUCAAGUCCCCCACCCCUGGUGCCCCCGGACAGUCGCCCCUGCAGCCCUUUCCCCGGGCAGAACAGCGGAGUUUCCUGAGAUCCGCCGGCACCUCUCAGCCCCGCCCUGGCCAUGGGUACCUCGGGGAGCACAGCUCCAUCUUCCAGCAGCCCUUGGAUGUUUGCCACUCCUUCACAUCCUCUCAGGGAGGGGGCCGGGAACCCCCCCCAACCCCCUACCAACACCAGCUGUCGGAGCCCUGCCCACCCUACCCCCAGCAGAGCUUCAAGCAGGAAUAUCUUGACCCCCUGUAUGAACAGCUGGCCAUGGGCCAGGGUGGGGUCAAUGGGCACAGGUACCCAGGGGCGGGGGUGGUGAUCAAACAGGAACAGACUGACUUCGCCUAUGACUCAGGAAACAGCUGCUCCCUGGAAUCCUGGGCCUGGUGGAACAGUUUUGCCCAGACCCAGCUGCUGCCAUCCCUGCCCUCUGGCCCAGCCCUUCAGCUGAAGGGUUCUAGCCUCACGCCUCUGGAUGUCCCUGGCUGUGCGUCAAUGUACCUUCACACGGAGGGUUUCCCCGGGCCCUCUCCACGUGAUGGGACCAUUGGCUAUGGCUAUGAGAAACCUGUGCAGCCAUUCCCAGAUGAUGUCUGCGUCGUCCCUGAGAAAUUUGAAGGAGACAUCAAACAGGAAGGGGUUGGAGCAUUCCGAGAGGGACCGCCCUACCAGCGCCGGGGUGCCUUGCAGCUGUGGCAGUUUCUGGUGGCCCUGCUGGAUGACCCAACAAAUGCCCACUUCAUUGCCUGGACUGGCCGGGGAAUGGAGUUCAAACUAAUUGAGCCUGAGGAGGUCGCCAGGCUCUGGGGCAUCCAGAAGAACCGGCCGGCCAUGAAUUAUGACAAACUGAGCCGCUCACUCCGAUACUAUUAUGAGAAAGGCAUCAUGCAGAAGGUGGCUGGCGAGCGUUACGUGUACAAGUUUGUGUGCGAACCUGAGGCCCUCUUCUCUCUGGCCUUCCCGGACAAUCAGCGUCCAGCUCUCAAGGCCGAGUUUGACCGGCCAGUCAGUGAGGAGGACACAGUCCCUUUGUCCCACUUGGAUGAGAGCCCUGCCUACCUCCCAGAGCUGACUGGCCCUGCCCAGCCCUUUGGCCCCAAGGGUGGCUAUUCCUACUAGCCCACCCCUAGCAGCUGCUCCUUCGCCGCCAGGGUGAUGCCCUGUGUACAUAUAGAUGAAUUUGGUGUUGGGGAAACCCUCACUCUGAAACCCACAGAUGUCUGGAACAUCCCCACUGGCCCAUCGGUUGCCCUGGUCCAGACUCUGAGCUGCUCACCAGACAUGAUGGGAAGGAAAAGUGGAGAUACUGCAAGUGAAACUCUUGGGGGCUUCACCUCCGGCCUCUUCCCAGGUCCUGCUCAGAGGCCCGUGCCCUACUCCCUCUCCCCCAUCACAGAGAACAAGUUUGUUCUGUUCCGGGGGCCAGAGGAGCAUCCCCACUUCAUCCUGGUGGAGAGGGAUGCAUUGAGCUCCCCAGAUCUCCCACUGUGGGGAGACAGAAGCCUAGUUCCUGUACUCCACCUCCAAGUUGUGACCCUGAGGGUCCUGCUUGUCAGUUCUCGGUGCUCUGUGUUCCCAGGGCCAGGGGAGGUCGGAGGAAGGAACCUGGGGUGGGGGAGGGGUUGCUAGUAGAGGAGGGAGGGCUGGGCUCCGGCUCCCAGGGCCCUCCGCUCUGCCUUUGCCUAGGCCUAGGCCUGGGAUACCACCUCCACCUCCACCUCCACCUCGUCCGCCGGACCCUAAUAAAGGCCCCUGCUUCUCCUGUUA